AUCGUAGAUUUUAAAUCAAAUUUGUUUCUUAUUUUCACCCAGGUAAAGACCGUUAUUAAAUCAUAUACUGUCAUUCAUUUUCUGCCAAACGUACUGGUAUUUUAAAAAACAAAACACGUUGCGGUGACGCCAGCGUUUAAAGCAGCAAAUCAAAAGCGCUAAAAGGAAACAGAGAUAACGGUAAACACAAUACCAUGGAUGUAUAAACCUGACAUAAGGCCUGUUAGUGUAACUUAAAAAUCAGCCGAUACAGCCUAACAGACGCUGUAAACAAACAAACAGCCAACUCGUCAGUGAAGGAAAGACACGGCAUGACUGGAGGAUAAACCCAGAACAACACGGUGCCUGCUGCUGCACGCGCGCUGUCUUCAUGGGUUCGGUUGCUCAGUGAUAACGGACAGUAAUCUGGCCGGAGGUUAACGGUUGUUGUUGUUGCCAUGGCGAGGUCAGCUGCUGGUUGCUGUCGUGGCUCUCUGGGCUUUUUAUAGUCCUACUGGACAGUUCACCUUCUGUAGGACAAACCGAAGACAGCGCGCGACCUUGGAGGACGUUGCCAUGGAUUUAACGCGGCUGGCUGUGGAUGCGGGUCAGUUCAUCAACCGGGCCGUUCAGUACACGGAGGAGAGUCUCGGCCAGGCGGAGAAAACAGGGCUGAACUCCGGGCUGGAGGAGCGCCUGGCCCUGGUAGAAGCCACCAAGACCUGGACAGACCAGAUCAUCUCCCAGACUGAGGUUCUACUGCAGCCCAAUGCAGGAGCCCGGUUGGAGGACCGGCUCUAUGAGCAGCUGGACUGGAGCGUGCCCCCUCGGCCUCAUGCUCAUGAGGUCCUGGGAGACCACAUGACCCAGGCUGGGCUGGAGAUGGGGUCCAACACACCCUAUGGAACUGCACUGCUCAGGUUCGGAGAGACUCAAAAACGGCUUGGUGAGAUGGAGAGGAAUUUGGUCCAAAGCACCAACAUCCACUUUCUCACCCCUCUGAGGAGUUUCACUGAAGGAGAAUACAGAGUCAUGCAGGAUGAGCGCAAGAUGUUGGUGAAUAAGCGUUUGGACCUGGAUAUAGCUAAAACCAGACUGAGAAAAGCCCACGAAGCCGACAGAGAGGGCAGAGUGAGUAACGAGUCUUGACCUUCACUUAUACAG
Messenger RNA from Notothenia coriiceps (black rockcod), 1143 nucleotides. Its product is annotated as endophilin-B1-like. Lineage: Eukaryota; Metazoa; Chordata; Actinopteri; Perciformes; Nototheniidae. The record is from RefSeq and is a predicted model, not a curated record. Bases 556 to 1128 code for a protein of 190 amino acids. Gene Ontology annotation, cellular component: cytoplasm. The transcript has 5 exons. Gene Ontology annotation, molecular function: protein binding.